Messenger RNA from Suillus fuscotomentosus, 1408 nucleotides. RefSeq lists its product as uncharacterized. Gene Ontology annotation, cellular component: cytoplasm. The coding region runs from base 128 to 1096 and encodes 322 amino acids. The record is from RefSeq and is a predicted model, not a curated record. Gene Ontology annotation, biological process: actin cytoskeleton organization. The transcript has 7 exons. Lineage: Eukaryota; Fungi; Basidiomycota; Agaricomycetes; Boletales; Suillaceae.
UGUUUCCCGUUACUCCUCCGAAGUACAUAGUCACGCAUAAGCGACAACGAACGACCAUCUUUCAAGCUUGCACCAAUCUGUAGCUCGACCUCGAUCAGGUACAAGUCGGUUAUAUUACAUAGCUGCCAUGCACCCGUUUGGCGGUACACCGAUAUGUCCUAGAUGCAACAAGGCUGUUUAUGCUGCAGAACAGGUGAUGGGACCUGGUAGGAAGCCUUGCCUGGCCUGCACGACAUGUAAUAAGAGUUACAGCAAAACAUGUCACGUUCGAAAUUUCGGCACUCGCGACCUGAGACAUGCCAAUCUCCCUCAUCGCGAUGACAUGGCCACACCUCCACCACUUCCUGCAUCACCUGUGCGCAACUCCUUCCCUGCACCCACUUUCAUACGUGGUGAAUCAGUCGAUCUAAGCCAGCGACAUGGUGCGCGAUCACCGGUGCGCGCGCAAAACUCAAGCACAGGACGCUAUAUGAAUGGUGCCAUGUCGCCAUCGCCCAUCCUCAAAGCGAACUCGGUCCUCCCCGCACGGUUCAAUCGCUCACCCAACAAUCCUAUUGUCGAGCUUAGCUCUGAAAACACGAAUCAAACCGUCAACACAAUCUUGCACCACGAGGGGGUGAGAGAAGAGACGCCGGCAGAAUCUACGCCAUCUCCAGCCCUUACGUUUACGGGGACAGCUACUAGCACAGUACGCAUUGGCGACAUGCCGCGUACUGUCCCACUGAGCCCAACAAAAUCAGCAAGCAAUGGAACUAAUACUACGUCUACCCUGAAAUUAUCUUCUGUAACACUUGCACGCUCAAGUUCAUCUCCGAUGACGCCGUUGCAACCAACUUCUACCGGCACAAGGUAUGGCGUGGCAUUUGGUAGCGGUGGCACUCCUGUAAAGGCAUUUUCUGCGGGCGCGACUCCAACAUGUCCGCGGUGUGGGAAGAAUGUUUAUUUCGCUGAACAGAUGAAGGCCAUAGGAAAGACUUGGCACAAGGGAUCUAGAUUGACCGAGAAAGACGGGGAUCCCCUUUGCCACCGAUGCUACUCAAAGCUGCACGGACCAGCAGGAAAUGGCUAUGCUUUGCUCGGCAAGGCCGGUGGUUAGGCAUGUAUGUCGGUGACUCGGCACACCCGACUGCACAAUUAGUACCAAUUUUCACUGUCAUAUAAAUGGACGUUAUGUGUUUCUGUUCACUGUUUUCUUGAUUUUCACGAACUGUUGUUUUCCGAUGAGUUAUUACUGUACUGCCACCCAUUUUCAAUUGAUGGUGUAUCAAUACCUUCCACUGUCUCCGCUAGUAUUCGCUUUCACAUCCACUCGUCCAUAGAUUGUUCAAUGCUCACCAUUUUUGUCGAGUUGCCAAGCUUGUGGUACUGUCAUGUUCAUAGAUGAGUAUGCAAUAAACGGUCUCAUGUA